Iphiclides podalirius (scarce swallowtail) is the source of this 1587-nucleotide messenger RNA. The record is from the annotation of a GenBank genome assembly. Lineage: Eukaryota; Metazoa; Arthropoda; Insecta; Lepidoptera; Papilionidae.
AUGACCGCCAAAUUUUACGUGCUGUGUCUAGUGGUAGCGACUCUAGCGACUGGGUUGGAGGCUCGCACGCGACCUCGAUUGCAGCAGCCCAUAGAUGACGCCUAUGAAUAUGAACCUCAGGGUCCACAGAGAGGCGGUGGGGUAGUGCUCGUGCAGGACGAUGGCUACGACGACCUGUACCGUGCCUCCGACCGGAUCGACGAGGAUUACGAGCCUCGGGCGGUCCAACGCGCCCCCCUAAGGCACAAACAGCAGCCACUCCAACAGGAAGGACCCAAGCAGCCGCCCGUUCAGACCAUACGGAAUUACAACAAAGUGAACGAUGAUGGCAGCUUCACCUUCGGGUAUGAAGCAGCUGAUGGCUCCUUCAAGGAAGAGACCAGAGGUACGGACUGUGUCGUUCGCGGCAAAUACGGCUACGUAGACCCCGACGGCAACAAACGAGAGUUUACUUACGUCUCCGGCAACCCUUGCGACCCCAACAAACCGAACGAAGAAGAUGAGCCGGAGUCGGCCGCACCCGACUCUGCGGAGAGAGACGACGGCGUACCUAACUACCCGACCAGGCCGGCUCCCAGACCGACAACGGCUAGACCGCCCACCACCUACUUCCAAAACGACUUUAGAGACGCCGACGAGGAAGAAGAGCCCGAAGAAGAACCUCUGCAGCAGAUCAGGCCCAGAGUCGUACAGCGUCCAGCUGUCAGAAGGCCGAUCUACCAACAGCAACCACAGCAGAUUGCGAUCACUCCUCGACCAUUGCCGGUAACCACCGCUAGAGCUCUGCCGCCUGCGACCACCUUCAGGCCACAGUUGGUUCAAGUAACACCUAGGCCCCAGCCCCAGCCUCAGUCCCAGCCCCAGCCUCAACCCCAGCCUCGUCCACAGAUCCAGUACAGCCCUGAACCAAACUACGCGCCUUCACCCUCUCCGGUGGCGGUGACGACUGGCAGACCGGCGCAAAUUGAUUUCGCUGCGGAAUUCGCCAAGUUCCAUCGCGAGAACCAAUACCAAUCGACGACGCCCGCGUCGUUAAACACACAAGGGAAGACUACCAUUGCCGCACAGGCACCCAGCGGAAACCCUCUGUACUCUACCGAACUAGUCUACGAUCCAUCAAGCGGACAAUACAACACUCAAUUGUAUCAAACCCUGCCGCAGACUAAAGGAGAGUUGAACCUGAACCAGAGAUUGCAACCAUACGUGGCCCAACAGGAGCAACAGAGGCAGAGGCCCUUCAUUCCGUCCCCACAGAUCCCAGUCGGGCAGACUUCUAAUACACCUCUCUACAGGCACCAGCUUUCUAAUCCCCAAGAGGUAUAUCAGAGGCAGCAGUCCGAGGCGCAGUUCCAGAGCUCGCAGCAGCUGUUCGCGCAACAGCAGCAGCUGCAGCAGAGCCAGUUGCAAAGAGACCGCGCCGCAGCCAGGGCCCAGGCCCAGAGACUAACAGCCACAGCCCAGAGCCAGCCCGCUCAGAGCCAGUCGGCCCCGAGGCCAGCGCCGCAGUACUACUACGUGGCGCCCCGUGGGGAGUCCCCCUCCUCAGGGCAAAUCGACGCCUUCCUGAGGGGGCACGGCAUCCAGUUC